Messenger RNA from Bactrocera latifrons, 1272 nucleotides. Its product is annotated as zinc finger protein 821. The record is from RefSeq and is a predicted model, not a curated record. NCBI's taxonomy places the organism in Eukaryota, Metazoa, Arthropoda, Insecta, Diptera, Tephritidae. Bases 245 to 1027 code for a protein of 260 amino acids. The transcript has a single exon.
UUGCGCAUUAAUUUCCAUCGUGAACUUCCAGCCAACAGUGGAAGUUUUUUUCCAUAUUGAUUAGUUAUGUCGCUUUUGUUGUUUACCCAUUAAUUUUCCUAAAAUUGUGUUGAAAUUAGAAAAUAUAUAAUUAAAAAAAACACGUGAAAACGUUCGAGAACAGUGUAUCAUACGCGGCUUUUCUAUAUUUUCCAAGCUGACGACGAACUGCACGAUUGGUAAGACAGUCGUGAAGCAACCCCAGAUGUCCACUGGAGUGGGAGGCGGAGGAAGCAGCAUCACUACUGACCACAGCCGAUUAUAUUUCCUCAAUUCGCCAUCAACACCGCUUUCCGCGCGCGAUCCAUUUUUUAUCAAGCCGGAAUACCUCAAUUAUGAAAAUCCCAUGCACCACCUCUACCCUAGUAACAGGGGCUUAAUCGACUACAACAACUAUACAAGCGCGGCAGUAGCAGCGGCCAGUGGUAGCGGUAGUACAUCGACAAACGCAGUUGCAGCUGUCGCCGCCCUUAAUUUAGAAAAUAAUUUCCAGCAACCUCAAUCACAACAAUCGUCAUCUUCGUCAUCACAACAACAGCAGCAAACACCCACAUCGACGAGUCAAAACCAAACACAGCAAAGUCAACAGCAUCCUUUACAUCUACACCUCAGCACACCGCCAUCGACUCGAGCGCAAAAAGCAGCCCGUCGACGUAGCAACGAAUCUGUGGAGGCCCGUCAGAGACGACUAGCACGUAACGCCGCCCGAAUGCGGGAAAAGCGAGCCAAAGAAAGUGAGGAAGAAUAUCGGGUCCGGCUGGCGAAAAAUGCGGAAGCGAACCGUGUACGACGUCAGAAUGAAAAUGAAGUACAAAGAACCCUAAGACUGAUGAAAAAUGCCGCCAGACAGCGACUGCGGCGCGCUGGUGAGACGCCGGAGGAACGCAAAAAACGUUUGGCCAAGGCCGCCGAACGUAUGCGAGUUGCGCGAGCAAAUGCGCCGAAAGUGUAUAAGCCUCCACUGGAGGAUCGCCUUAAGGGUUACUAAAUAUGCAUAUAUAAAUACUUGUACGUCAACAGGCAGCAUCAAAUCUAUCUCAUAAUGGACAAAAAGAAAAAAAGAAGACGUAUGGUAUUGAUGUUAUGCACCAUGAACCAUUAUUAAUGACGCAACAAACACAACAAUAACCGUUAAUAAAGAAGUAGCAACACAAAAACUCAGCUGGAUAGUAGGAAAAAAACAAAACAAAUAUAAUGCGAACAAGAAUGUUUUGAACAGAUGAAAGGAUUUGG